Molecule: messenger RNA, 2068 nt
Organism: Triticum aestivum (bread wheat)
Lineage: Eukaryota; Viridiplantae; Streptophyta; Magnoliopsida; Poales; Poaceae
Product: NAC domain-containing protein 30
Exons: 3
Coding region: 805-1743 (312 amino acids)
Biological process (GO): regulation of DNA-templated transcription
Molecular function (GO): DNA binding
Source: RefSeq, a predicted model, not a curated record
CCAGGUACAAAUAUGUCUUGUGUUGUUAUAGUCGUCUGCUAUAUAUGAUCGUCGUUUGUUGCAACAUCUGUCAUAAUCAUAUCUCAUAUCUUAUAUCUGAUCCAUCAACCUGCGGUGUAUGCAUGGCAGCCAUACAUAGUCCCUUUUUAUUGGUACAUGUAUUAUGUUAUGUGGGGGGUCCUGAAGGCUGUAGGUGACAGAGAAGGGUCAGUACUUGCUAGCUAGUAUAUCUGGAUGGUGGAUGUGAGUGAGAUCAGCCCUGAAGUGCACUCCAAGCUAGCUAGCUAGCUAGGAGACCCUCUCUCUACCUUCCAAAAAGCUUCACUACACACCGUCCAAAAACUAGUACCACUUUGGAUUUGCACUAAAUUCCGUUCCUGCUUUGGUAUGUCACAAGCUGAUCGAGCCUGUCGUCCUAAUUAACUGACCAGUCCAUGUCUCAUGUCUGAAACCGAAAUAGUAGCUAUUAGGUAGUACGUACUGUACAAUACACGGAUUGUCUAGAUAGCUACCUAGAUUUUCUCCUAAAAGAAUUAUGUCUGUCUGUAUGUGUUGUAUUGUAUGUACGGGUACGACUCCUUUAGGUGUGGUGCAACAACUAAUUAGGUCGGCAUGCCAUCCUGAAUUCCAUUGCAUGAGGAGUGCAGUGCAUGCCUCCCUAUUUCUAGGACCUUUUCUCUCCCUGCCUGGCCCAUUCAGAUACACAUGCACAUGCUCGCUCAGACCUGAACCCGCUAGCUUUUGCAUGUUCUAUAGCAGAGAGCUAGCAUCGUCGUCUGAUCGAGCGAUCGAGGUGGUCUGGCAAUGGAGGAGUCCUCUUGCAACACGGUGCCCCCGGGGUUCAGGUUCCACCCCACGGAGGAGGAGCUCGUCGGCUACUACCUCGCCAGGAAGGUCUCCUCCCACAAGAUCGACCUCGACAUCAUCCAGGAGGUCGACCUCUACCGGAUCGAGCCGUGGGAUCUCCAAGAGAGGUGCGGCAAGUACGGCGGCGGAGGAGGCGGGCAGGAAGAUCCGACGACGGAGUACUACUUCUUCAGCUACAAGGACCGCAAGUACCCCAGCGGCACGCGCACCAACCGCGCCACGGCCGCCGGCUUCUGGAAGGCCACCGGGAGGGACAAGCCGGUGCUGUCCUCGUCCUCGUCGUCUCCGGCGAGCGUCAUCGGCAUGAGGAAGACGCUCGUCUUCUACCGCGGCCGCGCCCCCAACGGCCGCAAGACCGACUGGAUCAUCCACGAGUACCGCCUCCAGUCCAACGAGCACGCGCCCACACAGGAGGAAGGGUGGGUGGUUUGCCGCGCGUUCGUGAAGCCGGUGCCCAACCAGCAGCACAGGCUGUCCUACGGCGGUGGCGGGUACCCGACGAUGAACGGCAGCUACAGCUCCGCCUCCAAUUACUACUACUACGACAACCCUAACGCGCGGCUGAUGGUCGCCGGCGGGGGUCCGCCACAUGAUCAGCAUGUUCUGGCGGCGGAGUCCAAGCAGCAGGUGCAGCUGUUCCCCUCCGACCUGCCGCCGCCGCUCCAGAGCCCGACCUUCGACGGCGAGGGCGAGGGCGACAUCUCGCAGAUCAGCGGUGGGUGUAGCAGUGCUGAUCAGCAGCUGGCCGCUGCUGCUGGGACGAUCGACUGGAACCUGUGGAGCAGCUUGCUGCCGUCCACGGCGCCACAGCUCUUCCACGGCCAGACAAUGACGCCGCCGCCGGCAGCCAAUUCGAGCUCCUCCAAGAACACUUAACGAUAUAUAUAUUUGAUCCGGAGGAUUCAGAGUAUCUUGACUGAUUAAUUGUUGACAAUUUGAUCAUACGACGGAGUAUGUAUGUUUGACGACUACUUGCCAUUUUUACACGUGGCUAAUUAGUUUCCACUUUGAUUCUAGUAGGUCAUAGGAUGAUAUAUACAAAUAUACUUACAAUACAUCAACAUAUAUACGUAAUUUCAGUAAUGGGAUUUGGAACACAGGAUUGAUCAACCCUAGUUAGCUAACUAGUAUUUUGUCAUGUCAAUUUCUCCAUAUGAAGCUCACAUCACUACAUCAUUGUAUACUUGCAUUGGCAUGUAUA